This is a messenger RNA of Galleria mellonella (greater wax moth), 1705 nucleotides long. RefSeq names its product aldehyde dehydrogenase 1A1-like. The coding region runs from base 130 to 1599 and encodes 489 amino acids. The record is from RefSeq and is a predicted model, not a curated record. Gene Ontology annotation, molecular function: aldehyde dehydrogenase (NAD+) activity. NCBI's taxonomy places the organism in Eukaryota, Metazoa, Arthropoda, Insecta, Lepidoptera, Pyralidae. The transcript is spliced from 11 exons.
UCAAUUUUAGAACAUGUGUUUAUACCAUAGAGUAGAAAUUUGAUAUACUCAACAUGGAACGCCGAGAAACACACACUCGGCGGGAGAUAUCGAGUCGGUAUAGACGUGUCGAGAAUAGUCCAAGCAAAAAUGACUAGAGUUGAAAUUAAAUACACCAAGUUGUUCAUCAACAACGAGUGGGUGGACGCUGUCAGCAAGAAAACAUUUCCGACCAUUAACCCUCAGGAUGAGACCGUGAUCACACAAGUAGCCGAAGGAGACAAGGCGGACAUUGACAAAGCGGUAAGUGCCGCUAAAAAAGCUUUCCACCGAUACUCCGAAUGGCGUACCCUCGAUGCCUCCCAAAGAGGUCGCUUGCUCCUUAAACUGGCUGAUCUUAUGGAAAGAGACGUGAAAUAUCUAGCACAAUUAGAGACUCUGGAUUGUGGAAAACCGGUUAAAAAUGCUGAGAAUGAAAUUCUUUGGUCGGCUGGUGUUGUUAGAUAUUACGCUGGUAAAGCGGAUAAGAUCCUUGGCAAUACAAUUCCAGCAGAUGGUGAAGUAUUGACUUUUACUUUGAAAGAACCAGUUGGUGUUUGCGGUCAAAUCUUGCCAUGGAACUAUCCUAUCCCAAUGUUUAUAUGGAAAGUUGCCCCUGUACUGGCCACAGGUUGCACAACAGUUAUAAAACCUGCAGAACAAAGUCCUCUAACGGCUUUAGCUCUGGCCGCCUUGAUUAAGGAAGCCGGUGUACCAGCAGGCGUGGUUAAUGUCGUGCCUGGUUAUGGUCCUACAGCCGGAGCAGCUAUUACCCACCACCCGGAUGUCGACAAAGUCGCCUUUACUGGUUCCACAGAGGUUGGUCGUAUUAUCAUGUCGGCAGCAGCCGCUGUUAACCUGAAACGCAUUACUCUUGAACUGGGAGGCAAGAGUCCUCUAGUCAUCUGUAAUGAUGCUGAUGUCGAGAAGGCAGCUAUACUUGCUCACAAUGCUGCAUUCUCCAACGGCGGACAAUGCUGUGUCGCUGGUACAAGAACAUACGUUCAGUCUGGUAUUUACGACAAAUUUGUGGAGAAAGCUGCCGAAAUUGCUAGAAAAAGAAGCGUUGGAAAUCCCUUUGAAAACGUAGACCAAGGACCCCAGAUCGAUCAAGAUAUGUUCGACAAAGUAAUGGGCUACAUUGAUGCUGGAAAGAAAGCUGGUGCUAAAUGCGUAGUGGGCGGUGGUCGCAUUGGUCAAGUUGGAUACUACAUCCAGCCAACUGUCUUUGCUGAUGUAAAAGACGAUAUGAAGAUCGCUAGGGAAGAGAUCUUCGGCCCAGUUCAAAGCAUUUUGAAAUUCGAUACUUUGGAGGAAAUGAUCGAUCGUGCUAAUGACACUGACUACGGACUUGGAGCUGGAAUCGUCACCAAUGAUAUCACGGCUGCCCUUACAUUCGUCAAACACGUGCGAGCUGGUUCUACCUGGAUUAACUUAUAUGAACACGUUGUUGCUCAGACACCAUUUGGAGGAUUCAAACAAUCUGGUCUCGGACGUGAAAUGGGCGAAGAAGGUAUCCAGCAAUAUUUAGAAAACAAGACUGUCACGAUAAGUCUGCCAAAGAAGCCGUUUCUACAGUAAUAAACAAUCUCACUAACAUCACGGAAUAUGAAGUAUCGCUACUGCAUUUAUGACACAAUUAUUAUAUUAAUUAUUAUAAAAUAAUAAUAUACAUAUUAUACAUAUA